Messenger RNA from Zonotrichia albicollis (white-throated sparrow), 1667 nucleotides. It is a transcript of the gene CCDC51, whose product is annotated as coiled-coil domain containing 51. NCBI's taxonomy places the organism in Eukaryota, Metazoa, Chordata, Aves, Passeriformes, Passerellidae. The record is from RefSeq and is a predicted model, not a curated record.
GCCGCCGCCGCUUCCGCCGCCGGGCCGGGGCAGAAUUGUGAGUAACUACCUGAAGCACAAACCACGUCGUGCAGUCACUGCUCUGCUGAAGCACUAAAUUUCUGAAUUUCUCUGAAGUUACUCCUGCUGUUUCUGGAUCUGCACAUGAUCGCUGCUCACGCCGUGGGUGAAUUAGUUGUCAAGAAGCAUGAAGCAUGGUGGGAGUACUUCCUAACAGAAAAUCAGGAAUCUGUGGCACAAUUGCACUUUGUUGAAAAUUUUGGAAAGUUCUCUAGCACUUUUAUUUAGUAAUUAAAUUGAAGACAUGGGGCCUAUGAAAUACAAAUCAAGUGUAUCCUCAGUGUCCUGUGGUCUGCAGUAUCACCAUUCAUUGAUGAAGUGGAAUCCCAAAGUGAAUUUACACGUGGUGAGGACUUACUGCCCAUCGGCGCCCAAGAGGCCGGAAGCCAAGUCUGCAGUGGAAAUGGCCAUGGGUCUCCUUCAUCGCAUCACAGAGUCUGGGACUGCUAUGGGGAAAAACUCCCUCCAAAAAGUGUCUGCAACGUGCAGGAAUUGGUGGGACAGAUACGAAGAAUUUGUUGGAAUCAAUGAAGUUCGAGAGGCUCAGGGAAAAGUGACAGAGGCAGAAAAUGUCUUUAUGAUAGCACGAGGGAUAGUUCGAGAGGCUCGUGAAAAUGUAGAAGCCCAACAGAUUAAACUGAAGGAAAUUCGGGAUCGCUUAGACAGGGUCUCUCGGGAUGACACCCAGUAUUUAGAACUGGCUACUCUGGAACACAGGUUGCUGCAGGAAGAGAAGAGGUACCGAGCUGCAUAUUUAAAUGCAGAAGAAUCUGAGAGAGAAAAGUUCUCUCUCUUCUCUGCAGCUGUCAGGGAAAGCCACGAGAAGGAACGCACAAGAGCUGAAAAAACAAAGAACUGGUCUAUUAUUGGCUCUGUGCUGGGAGCUGUUAUAGGUGUUCUUGGUUCCACCUAUGUCAAUCGUGUAAGGCUGCAAGAAUUGAAGGUCUUGGUGCUUGAAGCACAGAAGGGCCCAGUAAAUUUACAAGAAGCCAUCAAAGAACAGGCCUCCAACCAUUACUUGCAGCAGAAAGAUCUCAGUGAUGUCAUAGAAGACCUAAAAAAGGUGCUGCAAACAACAGCAUCGAAGGGAGGGAAAGAAGGGGCUUUGUUAACUAGAGAAACCAGGAAUGACUCCAUAAAAAUAGAUUCUCUUUUAAUGCCUUUAAAUGAGCAGCUAAACUACAUUAAACAAGUCAGUUCAUGUCUGGGGAGUUUACAGCAGCAGUUUAACAGUCUGCAGGAAAGCAUCACACGGGUGCUGUCGGAGCUGCAGGGUGUCAGAGUGGCCAUCCAGUCCCGACCUACAGAAAGAGUGAUGCCAAGGCCUGCAGGGGAGGGCAAGGGCCAGGCUGCUGCUGUGAGAGAUGUGAUUCUGGAGCUGUGUGAUACCGAGCGGAGACUGGAAACGCAAAUCAAGAGAAGUUCUAUUUACAGCACUGCACUGACAUGUGCUAUGUUUGCCAUUACUCUGCCUGUACUCUAUAUCAUCCUGAAAGGGAACUGAUCCCUAAUUAAUUGCCACAGCUUAGUAGAUUAAUAAAGGAAAACUUGCACUCUGAGUACCUGGAGUACAAGUCCAAAUAAAGCUGCUGUAGUGUUUCUCAUUA